This is a messenger RNA of Symbiodinium natans, 606 nucleotides long. The record is from the annotation of a GenBank genome assembly. Lineage: Eukaryota; Dinophyceae; Suessiales; Symbiodiniaceae.
AUGGUUCAAGGCUUCCGACACAAGCUCUCUGAUGUGAUCUAUUUGCCACGGUUCUUCAAGGUCCCUGUGCCACCACAUGCAGUUCUAGUGGACGGCACAGCGAGUGCUGAAAUUGCAGCCACCAACACAACUGAAGCGGCAGCCAUCGAGCAGGCUGCCCCUCCAUCUACCUUUGCUGUGCACGAUUUCGCCAUGUUCAGCGUGGGCGAGAACGUGACUUACCCUGGUGAUGAGCGUGGCCAAGUGGUUGGUAUCGAUGAAGAUGGCGAUUUGCAGGUCGUCACUGAUUCCGGCCGAAAAACGACAUGGUAUGGGUCCAAAUGCUCCAAAGCACUGAGCAAGAGCAACAGAGUGAGGUACACCAGCGGUGAAGUGGCGGAACUUAAGGAUUUCGACUCGAAGGGUGAUCUGCUCGUGCAAACGCAAGAUGGUAAGGUGGCACGCUGGUCCCGCGAAAACUCAGAAAGGAUUUUGAGUGUUGGCGAUCGGGUUCAGCACACGGGUGGCGAGGCGGCCCGUGUUGUCGGAUUUAGUCGUAAUGGCGACGUGAUUGUCCUCAAGCAGGAUAAUGGCAGAGCAACCUGGCUGGCGGGCGAGUGCACAUGA